Molecule: messenger RNA, 3327 nt
Organism: Cornus florida
Lineage: Eukaryota; Viridiplantae; Streptophyta; Magnoliopsida; Cornales; Cornaceae
Product: multiple RNA-binding domain-containing protein 1
Exons: 15
Coding region: 113-2692 (859 amino acids)
Molecular function (GO): RNA binding
Source: RefSeq, a predicted model, not a curated record
CUCCCCAAUUCUCAGCGUCGCAACGUCUCUCUCACACAAAAACACACACAAACACACAAUCAAUUUGUAGUGAUUGAAGAGCCGUUUCGAUUUUUGACGAGAACGAAGAACGAUGUCUCGAAUCUGUGUGAAGAAUUUGCCCAAGUACGCUGCCGAAGAUCGCCUCAGAGAAUUCUUUUCUCAGAAAGGAGAAGUCACUGACGCAAAGCUUAUGCGCACCAAAGAUGGAAAGAGUCGGCAAUUCGGAUUUAUAGGGUAUCGAACUGAGCAUGAAGCUGAGGAAGCUUUGAAAUACUUUAACAAUUCCUACUUUGAUACUUUUAGAAUUACUUGUGAGAUUGCUCGUAAAGUGGGGGAUCCAAAUAUUCCACGGCCAUGGAGUCGGCACUCUUUGACGAAACAAGAGAAAUCAACAGAAGAGGGAAAAAAGGUUUCUGGCCCUAGAAGUCUGGGCCUUGCAAAUUCUAAAGGAGAGAAAAAAGAUAGUAAAAAUAUAAAUGAGAAUAAUGACCCUCAGCUUCAAGAGUUCCUUCAGGUAAUGCAGCCCCGAAUCAAGUCAAAAUUGUGGGCAAAUGAUUCGUUGACGGCUCCCCCUCUUGAGCAAAAGGGAAAAUUAGAAAGAGGGGAUGGCAAAGAGGAAUCAACUCUAGUGCAGGCUGAGUUAGAUGAAACUGAUGAAGGAGAUGAUGGGUCUUCAGAUGGUGAAGCAGCUGAGAGGCCACACAAUUUGGCUCAUGAUGAAGUUAUCUCAGAUAUGGAUUACUUCCAAAGUAGGGUAAAGAAAGAAUGGUCAGAUUCAGAAAGCGGUGAUGAUGAGAAUGACAAUGAUGAGGAUGAUGAUGACAACGAUCAUGGUGGCGACAAUUCUCUCCAGAAAAGCCAUGGGGGCCGGGAUGUUCAUAAAAUAGAUCCUAAGGGACAACAUGAUGCCCUUGAAGGAGAUGCUUCUGAAGAGGAGGUUGAAAAGGGUUCUUCUCAAGAAUUUGAUGAUGAAAUGAUUGACUUGGAUAAUCCAUCAUCAAGUUCAAAAGAUGGGAGAGGAAAUGUUUUAGAGACUGCCCGUCUUUUCGUCCGUAAUCUGCCAUAUGCUGCCACUGAGGAUGAACUUGAAGAGCAUUUUAGCAAGUACGGUCGUGUCUCACAGGUACAUCUUGUUAUUGAUAGAGACACCAAACGGUCCAAGGGAAUUGCUUAUGUUCUUUAUGCGCUUCCAGAAUCUGCAGCUAGGGCAUUAGAAGAGCUGGACAAUUCAAUUUUUCAAGGCAGGUUAUUGCAUAUUAUGCCAGCAAAGCAAAAAAGUGCUCCUGAGAAACAAGAGAUCAAUUUUUCUGUGAACCAAUCUUCGAAGACAUUAAAGCAACAGAGGGAGGAGGAGAAGAAGAAAUCUGAAGCCAGUGGAAAUACACAAGCAUGGAACAGUUUGUUCAUGCGCCCUGAUACGGUUGUUGAAAACAUUGCUAGGAAAUUUGGUGUAAGUAAAAGUGAUUUACUUGACCGAGAAGCUGAUGAUCUUGCUGUACGUAUUGCUUUGGGAGAAACUCAAGUUAUUGCAGAAACAAAAAAGGCUCUUGUAAAUGCUGGAGUUAAUGUAUCAUCUUUAGAGGAAUACACUGCUGGGAAAACUGAAGGUGUGAAAAGAAGCAACCAUGUUAUUUUGGUGAAGAACUUGCCUUAUGGUUCUUCUGAAGGCGAGUUGGCUAAGAUGUUUGGGAAAUUUGGGAGCUUGGACAAAAUUAUUCUCCCUCCAACAAAAACAUUGGCCUUGGUUGUAUUUCUUGAACCCGCUGAAGCACGCGCAGCUUUCAGAGGUUUAGCUUACAAGCGUUACAAGGAUGCUCCACUGUAUUUGGAAUGGGCACCUGGCAAUAUUCUGAGUCAAAAUUCAACAUCUGUGGAUGAUGCAAAUAAUUCUAUCAUUGUUGGUGAAAAUGAUGCCAAGAGGGUAUUAUUAGAGCAACAUGUGGAAGGAAUAGCAGAUGCUGACAUUGAUACUGACAGAGUUGAGUCACGAUCACUUUUUGUCAAAAACCUCAACUUCAAAACUUCUGAUGAGAGUCUGAGAAAGCAUUUUGGUGAACACGUGAAGGAAGGAAGAAUCUUAAGUGUCAGGGUGAAGAAGCACUUGAAAAAUGGAAAACAUGUUUCCAUGGGUUUUGGUUUUAUAGAGCUUGAUUCUGUUGAAACGGCAACAAAUGUUUGUAGGGACUUACAGGGAACUGUUCUGGAUGGGCAUGCUCUUAUAUUGCAACUUUGUCACGCUAAGAAGGAUGAACAAGUACAGAAAAAAGUUGAUAGGGAUCAGAGUUCAACAAAAUUAAUUGUGAGAAACGUAGCUUUUGAGGCAACAGAGAAAGAUCUCAGGCAGCUGUUUAGUCCAUUUGGCCAGAUUAAGAGCUUAAGGCUGCCAAUGAGGUUUGGGAACCAUAGAGGCUUUGCUUUUGUGGAGUAUGUUACAAAGCAAGAGGCCCAGAAUGCGCUUCAGACUCUUUCAAAUACCCAUUUGUAUGGUCGUCAUUUGGUUCUGGAGAGAGCCAAGGAAGGUGAAAGCUUGGAAGAAUUAAGAGCUCGAACGGCUGCUCAGUUUACUGAUGAGCAAAAUGGAUAUCAAAAUUCAGCCAAGUUAUCCAAGAAAAGGAAACACGUGACCAUCUUGGAUGAAGGCAGUGUUAAGUUUGGAAGAAUUGCAGAUUAGUGUUUUGCAACCUGUGGAGUUGUAUAUUUCGUGUGUUCUUUUAAUAUCUAUAUAUCUUCCUAAAUUAUUUUAAGGGGGUCCCAUUUUUCCAUGUUGGGAGCUCCGAAGAUGUUCACAAGCCUUCCUUCCGUGCGAAAUGUAAGUUAAUAUAGUGUAAUGAGUUGAAAAGCUUUCACGAUGUCCAUAUUUUCUUGACGUAAAAGUUUUCAUUUACAUUUCGUUAGUUCAUUUUCCUCUUGAUGAUUCUUCUCCAUUUGGUUGGGGAGAAAAGUGAGGAAGAUAAGAACAGGAAAAUGAAGCAAGCAAACAGAUACAUGAAGGGUAAAUCUAUCUGAGGUGAGCUAAAGUGAUGCUGGUUGGGUGCUUUACUGUAGUGUCGCAAUGUCUCUCAGUUUUCUCCUCAAAUUUGGCCCAAAGGCAAUGAAUGUGUGUGGUUAGUGUGUUCAUUGUCGCUUUUUCUUCAGGUUAGAGGUCAUUUUGAACAAAUUUUUCUUUCCAGUAGAAUGGUAGAGAAUUUUCAGUUCUCUUUUGUUUCUUCUGCGUAUUGUGGGAUGAAGUUGUGUUUGAGUUGUAACAAUGCUAUGAGUCUUACAUGCUGUGCCUAAAAUGAAAUUGGAGAAUUAUUGUUAGCUUGC